AUGCAAAAAACCCAUACUAGUGGAGAAGAAUUGAAUAUUACUGUGGCGGUUAGAUGUAGAGGUAGAAAUGAAAGAGAAGUGCAAGCAAAAAGUUCUGUUGUGGUAUCCGUUCCAGAUAUUAUGGGCUCUAAUGAAGUAUCUAUAAACACUAGUGAUGAAGUUGGUAUUGCUGCACAUAUGAAUUCUAAAACAUAUACUGUCGAUAAGGUAUUUGGCCCAAGUGCAAGCCAAGAUUUAAUGUUUAAGGAAAUAGCAGAACCACUAUUUGAAGAUUUUAUUAAAGGUUAUAACUGUACCAUAUUAGUAUAUGGUAUGACCUCUACGGGUAAAACGUAUACAAUGACAGGUGAUGAGAAACUUUAUGAUGGAGAAUUAAGCGAUUCGGCAGGUAUUAUACCGAGAGUGUUGUUUAAACUAUUCGAAUCUCCAGAAAUUCUCAAUGAUGAUUAUAUCAUAAAAUGUUCGUUUGUAGAAUUAUACAAUGAAGAUUUAAAAGACUUACUAGAUGACUCCGUUGAUAACACUUAUAAAAAAUUAAGAAUCUUUGAUUCAAUGUCUAGUUAUUCGAAUUCUACUGCCACUUCAAAUAAUAAUACAAGUAAUAACACAAGAAAUAAUUCUAGGAACAACUCAAGAAGCAAUUCUAGAAAUACCUCCAGAAACAACUCCCCAAGACCUUCUUCUUCGACAAAUUUAUCUACUAUUGCAUUAAAAAGACGAACUGCAACUAGACCAAGCUCAUUAUCCUCUUUAAAUCCUACAGCUAACAGUUCCAUAUACAGUAAUAAUACAAAUAAUAAAAUACGGUUUAAAGAUCAACCAGCUAAUCAGCUAAGAUUACAAUCAAAAUUACAAGCACAACAGAAUAUUGAACUUCAGCAAAUACAUUCACAAAAUAUCCAACAGCAACAGUCGCAAUCAAUAACAUCCAAUUUACAAUCACAAGAGAAUAAAGAACAACUUACAAACUCUGAAAAGGCACCAGACAAUAAUAAUCAAAUAUAUAUUCAAAAUUUACAGGAAUUCUAUAUUAAUAAUGCUACUGAUGGAAUUAAAUUAUUACAAAAAGGAUUAAGACACAGAAAAGUUGCAAGCACCAAAAUGAAUGACGUCUCAAGUAGAUCCCAUACUAUAUUUACGAUCACGUUGUACAAAGAGCACAAUGGUGGUUUAUAUCGUGUCUCAAAAAUGAACUUGGUGGAUCUUGCAGGCUCCGAAAAUAUUAAUAAAUCAGGUGCUCAGCACCAAAGGGCAAAGGAAGCUGGUUCUAUUAACCAGAGUUUACUAACUUUGGGAAGAGUUAUUAAUUCUCUUGCAGAUAAAAGUAUUCAUAUUCCGUUUAGAGAAUCAAAAUUGACAAGAUUAUUGCAAGAUUCUUUAGGAGGCAAUACAAAGACUGUAUUAAUUUCAACAAUAUCGCCAGCAAAGAUUAAUGUUGAUGAAACCUCAAGCACUUUAGAAUAUGCAUCCAAAGCCAAGAACAUUAAAAACAAGCCACAUUUAGGCUCCUUUAUUAUGAAGGAUGUGCUAUUAAAGAAUAUUACUACUGAACUAAAUAAGAUAAAAUCAGAUUUAAUGUCAACAAGACUGAAAGAUGGAGUGUAUAUGAGCCAGCAACAUUACAAAGAAUUGAAUAAUGAUUUAGAAUCGUAUAAAACAGAAGUUCAGGAAUCUAAAAGGGCAAAUGAGAGGCUGAUUUCACAAAAUGGUUCACUAUUAAAAGACAAAAAAGCAAGCAAUGAAUUGAAUGAGUUGCAGAGAAUACAAAUUGAAAAAAAAAAUGAGAAAAUUAAGGAGCUAUAUGAAAUUUUAGAUGAACAUUAUAAGAGAGAAGAUAUAUUGGUUGAGCUAAUACGCCAGUUAAAAAAUGUCGGAACUUCAAUGCAAUCAACAAUUGAAAAUUACAGAGAAAGAGACUUAGAAAUAGAAGAGAGUACUAAGAAAAUCUUAGAAAAUGAGUUUAAAUUUUUAAAAAAUGAAUUAUCACAAAUUUUGUCUAAUAUUAAUGGAAAUAUCAUCGAUAAUUUAAAGUCCAGUAUUAUAAGUAAUAAUUCUAGCAUUGAAGCCAUUGACUCUUCCAAUUUUCAAAAAAAUAUCGAUAUAAUUGAAAAUACGACUUUAAAAAUUCUGAAACAAGUUCAAGAAAAGUCCCAGCACAUAUAUUCUAGUUGUAUUGAAAGGAUUCUUUCUGAUAUUCCUAAUAUUUUAAACAAAUUUAAAAUAGAAAUUAACAGUAUUGAUUUUCAAUACAAUGACCAAUUUAAUAAAAUCACUGAAAACUUAUCAGAUUUAAGUGAGGAGUACAACAAUUUCAAAGAAUAUCUUAAUAAUAGCUUUUUGCAGAAUAAUUAUGAAUUAAUAUUAAAAAAUCAUUUAGAAAGUGGGCAAUCCCAAAUAGAAUCUUUUUCGAAUAACUUGCUAUUAAACAUUAAUAAACAAAUCAAUGAAUUUAAACUACAUAAUUCGAAGUUAUAUGAAGAAAAAUUGAACAAUAUAAAAAAUGAUAUAGUGAAAAAAGAGACCGAAUCGAUUAAACCUUACAAGGAAAAGUGGGUAAAAUCUAUUGAGAUUAUUAACAGCACUGAUAAAAUUAAUAAUACUUUCCAUAAUGACAUGAAUAAUAGAAUACUUCAAAUUAAUAAUUUGAUUCUUCAAUCCCAUAACGAUAUUAAUAAUUCAAUUAAUGAUAUUAAGGUGAAUGAAAUUAGAGAAAAUGAAGCUGUUAACGAGAUUUUAUCAUCUAAUACCGAGUAUGUUAAUAAUAUAAAUGAAUUAAAAAUUAAAAAUAUGGAUUAUCAAGAAAAACUAAAAUGCAUUGGAAAGUCAUCAGAAAACUCAAUCAAUUAUUUAGAUAGCACAAAACAAGUAAUUGAAAGUGGCUUAAAGACUAGGCAAAUAGCUAAGCAUUAUAAAGCCUUUAUUGACCAUCAAGAUAACGUUGACGAAGAUACAUUUUUAAGUACAAAGUCUCACACUUUGCAGUUUAAUUCUUUAAUGAAGCAAAUUGAAAGUUCUGUAUUAUUCCCUACACUAAAUCGUAAAAUAAUAACACCAAGCAAUAAUAAUAAAUACCCACUUAUGGAUUUAGCAAAUCAUGGUAAAGAAAAUAAGGAAAAUGAUAUAUCGCCACCAUUUUUUUCAAAGUAUAAUAUACCCAAUAAAUCUCUGAGCUUAUCGCCUACUCAAUUAACUAAAGGCAUUGUUAACCAAAAUAAAAGGUCACUUACCAUACAAGAUAGGGAUGAUUAUAACCACCCUUUCGAUACAUCAAAAAAGAGACCAAGAAUAGAAUAA
Messenger RNA from Henningerozyma blattae CBS 6284, 3294 nucleotides. It is a transcript of the gene CIN8, whose product is annotated as kinesin motor protein CIN8. Gene Ontology annotation, cellular component: nucleus; spindle microtubule. The record is from RefSeq and is a predicted model, not a curated record. Gene Ontology annotation, molecular function: plus-end-directed microtubule motor activity; ATP binding; minus-end-directed microtubule motor activity. Bases 1 to 3294 code for a protein of 1097 amino acids. The transcript has a single exon. Gene Ontology annotation, biological process: microtubule-based movement; mitotic spindle assembly. NCBI's taxonomy places the organism in Eukaryota, Fungi, Ascomycota, Saccharomycetes, Saccharomycetales, Saccharomycetaceae.